GUGUGUGUGUGCGCGCGUGUGUGUGUGCCCGCGCGCGUGUGUUGCAGCUCUGUCAAUCCUUGGAUUAGAACCAAUGAUUGCAGCUUGUAGGAGGGCUGUCCAGGGCCAGAUUGUACAACGUGCCUCAGUACCAGAGUGCGAGCCGAGAUAAUUACGAGGAAGUCAGACUCUCUCACGCCCUCGACUUCCUUGUGUCCUUCAGCGAAAUAGUGGAUUUAAACCUCAUUGUACCAGCGUGCGAGCAGCACAGUCUACCGGGAAAGAAAAAAAAGGAGGAAGGAAAAAACUGAACCUGACGAAAAAGAAGAAGAAAAAAAAAACCAUGAAAACCAUUCAGGCAAAAAUGCACAGUUCUGUUUCUUGGGCAGUGUUCGCGGGGCUGGCUGCGCUGUGUCUCUUCCAAGGAGUGCCGGUGCGAAGCGGAGAUGCCACCUUCCCCAAAGCUAUGGACAACGUGACGGUCCGGCAGGGGGAGAGCGCCACCCUCAGGUGCACGAUCGACAACCGGGUCACCCGGGUAGCCUGGCUAAACCGCAGCACAAUCCUCUAUGCUGGGAAUGACAAGUGGUGCCUGGACCCUCGAGUGGUCCUGCUGAGCAACACCCAGACCCAGUACAGCAUCGAGAUCCAGAACGUGGAUGUGUACGACGAGGGCCCCUACACGUGCUCUGUGCAGACAGACAACCACCCAAAGACCUCCAGGGUCCACCUCAUUGUACAGGUAUCGCCCAAAAUUGUAGAAAUUUCUUCAGAUAUCUCCAUCAACGAAGGGAACAAUAUUAGCCUCACCUGCAUAGCAACAGGCAGGCCAGAGCCUACAGUCACCUGGAGACACAUCUCCCCGAAAGCUGUCGGCUUUGUGAGUGAGGACGAGUACCUGGAAAUCCAGGGCAUCACCCGGGAGCAGUCCGGGGACUAUGAGUGCAGCGCCUCCAACGACGUGGCCGCGCCCGUGGUGCGGAGAGUGAAGGUCACGGUGAACUAUCCGCCCUACAUUUCAGAAGCAAAGGGUACAGGUGUCCCUGUGGGACAGAAGGGGACACUACAGUGUGAAGCUUCAGCGGUUCCCUCUGCAGAAUUCCAGUGGUACAAGGAUGACAAACGACUGAUUGAAGGAAAGAAAGGCGUCAAAGUGGAAAACAGGCCUUUCCUCUCAAAACUCAUCUUUUUCAAUGUCUCUGAACAUGACUACGGGAACUACACUUGUGUGGCCUCCAACAAACUGGGUCACACCAACGCCAGCAUCACACUAUUUGAAGUGAAAACUACCGCUCUGACCCCCUGGAAAGGCCCGGGCGCCGUCAGCGAAGUGAGCAACGGGGCGUGCAGGAGGGCGGGCUGCGUCUGGCUCCUCCCUCUUCUGGUCUUGCACCUGCUCCUCAAGUUUUGAUGUGAGUGCUACUUCCCGCAGGGGAAAGCUGCCGCCACCGCACCUACCAACACCACCGCACAGCAACGAGACAGCAACAAGAAGACAGAAAGAACCCAGCGAAAAUCGGAGAAUCACAGCCUAAGGGGACAGAAAUUCGAGGGAGGGGAGCAAAGAAUACUUUGGG
Octodon degus (degu) is the source of this 1556-nucleotide messenger RNA. It is a transcript of the gene Ntm, whose product is annotated as neurotrimin. Lineage: Eukaryota; Metazoa; Chordata; Mammalia; Rodentia; Octodontidae. Gene Ontology annotation, cellular component: neuron projection. The transcript is spliced from 9 exons. The record is from RefSeq and is a predicted model, not a curated record. The coding region runs from base 323 to 1390 and encodes 355 amino acids.